Messenger RNA from Linum tenue, 1002 nucleotides. The record is from the annotation of a GenBank genome assembly. NCBI's taxonomy places the organism in Eukaryota, Viridiplantae, Streptophyta, Magnoliopsida, Malpighiales, Linaceae.
CAAAUAUCCGGCCCACCCGGCCUGUUGAUACACCGUACACACUUCUUCUUAAUAAAACUGAGAAAGGAGUGUGGCAGAGGAGCAAAACGGAUAAAGAAAAGAGCAGAGACAAAAGCAAUGGCAGCAGGAGCUGGAACCGGCGGAGGGACGGCGACAGGGGCGAAAGCCGUGGCUAUCAUCGCCGGAGACACUAAAGUUAGAGGCUUUAUUCAGUUUAUCCAACAACCCACUGGUGCUACCCUUGUGGCUGGGAAGAUAACAGGACUAUCUCCUGGCUUCCAUGGCUUCCAUAUCCACGCUCUCGGGGACACCACCAAUGGCUGCAAUUCGACUGGACCUCACUUCAAUCCAUUAAAGAAGAGCCAUGGAUCUCCAUGGGACCAUGAACGUCAUGCUGGUGAUCUGGGGAACAUCCUGGCUAAUGAAAAUGGUUUAAAGAACGUGAGUUCUACUAACCUGUGGCUAAAGUUUUCUAGCCCCUCUCUAUCUCUCCUAGUUUUGAACUUCUCCUUUCUGUGUGCAGGAGUUGCUGAAAUUUCAAUCGAAGACACCCAGAUACCACUGGCUGGGCCGAAUUCGAUAUUAGGGAGGGCUGUUGUUGUGCAUGCUGAUCCUGACGAUCUGGGAAAAGGUGGACAUGAGCUUAGCAAGGCUACUGGAAAUGCUGGUGCAAGAGUUGGUUGUGGUAUACCUCACAUGCUUCUCUCUAAACCGUGGAGUUGACGGCUGCAAUUUUUGUCCAUUACUUUCAUAUGAAUUUUAGCACUCCUGUAUGCAAAAGACUAACAUCUGUGGAAUGAAAUGUGUGAUAUUAACACAGCAAAAAUGAGUGUUGGGACCUUGAUCUGGCCCUAUAUGAUUUUACAACUUCAUGUAUAAGCUUGCUAGAUAUGUCAAUUCUAUAAAGGUCGUAGAAGACUGAGACCUAUUAUGGGACAUACAAUGCAUUACAGAUGUACGAUCAUUACACUUCAACUGUUGCAAGCAUGUAAUUGGCUAGAG